GAAGAAACCUUUAAGUGAAAAAAACAGUCAAAAGCAUUCGAUUCAAAACGUUCAACAGACAAAUUUAACCAUUCACAUCUUUCUUCUUCUCCUUCCUAAAUAAGAUCGUUCAUUGGCCUCUUUGCUCUCAAGUUUCUUUCACCAAUGUCCAAGAUGAAGACCGAUCGUAAGCCUCCACUCGCUAAAUCACCGAUCCGACUACGUCCCCGCCGACCCACCACGAGUUCUGUGCAAACACCUCCAGGUUCUUUAACUAAAUCCCAAAAGCCAAAUCCCACAAGAGAUAUGGAAGAAUCAGAUCCCUGCCCUGAGUACCGCACCAUUUCGUGGGAGUUACGGGCUCUAGCAAGAAAGGUUCAAGAAGAAUUUGGAAAUGGAAAUUCAACUAACGCUGGGAUUAGUUCUAGUGUUGAUUCGAGUACCCUGUUUGAGAGAGGAAGGUUUUAUGAGGCGUACUCUGCAAGGAGAAACGAGAGGCUGAAGAGAAAGAAAGGGGAGACAGGGGAAGAGGGAAAGACAAGCUACAAUCUUGGAGUCACGAUUGAGUCUUCAAAGAAACGGGAUUCGAAGAAGUUGGAAAACUUGAGGAAAUCGGUUUCUGCUGCUUACUCCGUGGACAGAAGUGAGAAUCCCAUUCCCAGGUAUUCACUGAGAAGCUUGAGCAAAGAAAACAAGAAGCCUCCUCUGGCUGUCAACUACGAGAAAUCUGUGCUUCCAAGUGAAAGGAAAGUUGGGGCUAGAAGUGUUAGGAAAUUCUGAAUGCUGGAAACUGGAUUUGUUUUAGGAGUUUAAUCUUUCAUGGAUUUGCCAUUUUCUUUUGAGAUUAGGGGAAAAUUGCAUUCAAUUUGUGGUUUAAGAACUUUUAAGUUGUUAUUGCUUUUUAUGGUUCAAGAGUAUGUUUGAACU
Messenger RNA from Manihot esculenta (cassava), 906 nucleotides. RefSeq lists its product as uncharacterized. The coding region runs from base 145 to 759 and encodes 204 amino acids. The record is from RefSeq and is a predicted model, not a curated record. The transcript is spliced from 2 exons. NCBI's taxonomy places the organism in Eukaryota, Viridiplantae, Streptophyta, Magnoliopsida, Malpighiales, Euphorbiaceae.